AUGGCUGCCGCACUUGGAGAGGACGCCCUUACUCGCGUCUCGGCCAACGGUAUGCUCUCUCUCGCUCGCGGCUCCCUGGCCGACUACUACGUCCCCAAGACCGUCCUCCCGACCGGAAAACUGCUGCCCCAAAUCUCCUACAAUGGCACCGUCAUCUCCGAUCCCGACGACUUCUCGAACACCUAUACGACACUGAUGCCCUACACCUUCUUCGAGGUCCAAUCCAUCAACGCACACGUCCUCAACCAAGCACUCGCUCCUCUGGACAAGACGGCAAAGCCCAAGGAGCAAGAGGCAAAUAUGAGCGUCCUUGUCCAGGUCAGCGGUUACGUGCGGCUGAUCGAGCGCAAGGAGGGUCCAAUGCGCGCCUUCUCAGACACCCUCGUCCUGGUCCCCAACAAGGAAGAAGCCGGCGCAAAGGGCAAAUCAAAAACCGGCGAAGGCAAGAGCUGGCUCAUCCAGAACCAGAACUUCAGAUUUGUCGUUUGA
Molecule: messenger RNA, 489 nt
Organism: Aureobasidium vineae
Lineage: Eukaryota; Fungi; Ascomycota; Dothideomycetes; Dothideales; Saccotheciaceae
Source: the annotation of a GenBank genome assembly